GGCGCGGUCCGGACCCCGGCUAUUAGUAGCGGCGCCGAGCGGCGCUCGCCUCAGUGCGGAGCCGGCCGGCGCCUCGCAGCUUCUCGGCACCGCCAUGCAGGGGCUCAGCGCCGCGCCUCCCGCCGCCUUCCUCCUCUUCCUCCCCGUCCUGUGCCUCCUGAGCCCGCUGCGGCCGGCGGGGGCGGCCGCCCCGGCGGGCGGCGAGCGGGAGCUGGGCGCCGGCAGCCGGCUGGCGGCGGGGGCGGCGCGGGCGGCUCUGCACUACCUCAACUUCCAGAGCGGCUCUCCCGCCGCGCUGCGGGCGCUGGGGCAGCUCCGCAAGGCCACCGUCAAGAGCAUCCCAGGCUCUGGGCACAAGUAUUACCUGCAGUUCACUGCUGAGGACUACCAGAGUGGGGCACACGCUGGCAGCUGCCUUGCUACGGUGCUGUACCCAAAGAGAGCAGCUCCCCCCGUGGUCACCAGCAAGUGCUCUCCCACCAAGGACCAGCAGCACCUCCAGGAGGAGGACAACAGACUUUACCAAGCCCUGAGGCACCAAACCAAACCAAUCACUGCGAACAACAUCCCAGACAGCUAUGGCCACAUUGAACCUGCCCUGGAGCCCAUCUGGGCUCUGGCUGUGGCUGGCAGCAGUUACAUCAUGUGGGAGAAGUCAAGGGAGGACUUGGGUUACUCCAUGGCACAAGUCAAGUCUGCCAAGCAGUGGAUAAGGAAAGAUGAACUGAUUGAGUUUGACUACACUGUCCUGCUCCACGAGCUCCCAACACAGGAGAUGAUCUCAUGCCACAUGCGCCUCACUUGGCUGCCUGCUCACCCCCUGAGAGUCAAACACUUCUGUGCCUCAGAGAAUCAGGGGCUGGAGGAUGGCUCUGGAGUGGGCUCUGGAGCAGCUGCUGGGACCCUGCAGGACAGAGCAGUGAGUUCUUAGGAGGGAUUGCUCAGCUUGCUGGCCACAGCUGAAAGGUUCAGAGCCCUCCUGCCGAGCAGCCUGCAGCCUUUCACUGCCUUGGGCCCCCAAAUUCAGCCCCAGACUGCCACAACCUGCAAGAGCUUCUGGGCUCCUACCUGAGAGCUUUGCUGCUGCCCUUACCUAGGCACACACCAGAUGGUCUGAUGCCUCUGCCUUACUCACAGUGACACAGCUGGGAGGCAGAGUUAAUGAAUU
Dryobates pubescens (Downy woodpecker) is the source of this 1168-nucleotide messenger RNA. RefSeq names its product ovocalyxin-32-like. Gene Ontology annotation, molecular function: metalloendopeptidase inhibitor activity. Lineage: Eukaryota; Metazoa; Chordata; Aves; Piciformes; Picidae. The record is from RefSeq and is a predicted model, not a curated record. The transcript is spliced from 6 exons. The coding region runs from base 95 to 931 and encodes 278 amino acids.